Tauraco erythrolophus (red-crested turaco) is the source of this 433-nucleotide messenger RNA. NCBI's taxonomy places the organism in Eukaryota, Metazoa, Chordata, Aves, Musophagiformes, Musophagidae. The record is from RefSeq and is a predicted model, not a curated record.
AUGGCAAAAGCUAGGGAAGAAUUUAUAAGGUGUUCCAGCCUGGAGGACGUACUCAGCUGUCCCAUCUGCCUGUGUCUGUACAGGAACCCAGUGUGGCUGAGCUGUGGUCACAGGUUCUGCAAGCAGUGCAUCCAGAAGGCACUCAAUGCCCAGCAGCAAUCCAAGACCCCUCCCUCCUGCCCCAUGUGCGAGUCCCAGUUGGGGUCCAUCCUGGAGCUGCAGAAGAAUUCCCAGCUGUGCAGCAUCAUGGAGGCCACCACUUCCAGCAAAGAACAGGAUGAGGACUCUGCACAGGGGAAGGAGGAGGUGAUUCCCUGUGACUUCUGCCUGGAAUCGCCCCAGCCAGCAGCGAAAGCCUGCCUGAUCUGCAACGCGUCUCUGUGCCAGGCCCACUUGAACCACAGCUUCCCAGCAGGACCAUGUCCUGGUAGAG